Ananas comosus (pineapple) is the source of this 2142-nucleotide messenger RNA. RefSeq names its product pentatricopeptide repeat-containing protein At2g13600-like. The coding region runs from base 1 to 1980 and encodes 659 amino acids. The transcript is spliced from 2 exons. Gene Ontology annotation, biological process: RNA modification. NCBI's taxonomy places the organism in Eukaryota, Viridiplantae, Streptophyta, Magnoliopsida, Poales, Bromeliaceae. The record is from RefSeq and is a predicted model, not a curated record. Gene Ontology annotation, molecular function: RNA binding; protein binding.
AUGAAUUCGCACGCGCGGCUCCUGAAGCUGGGCUUGGACGGGGAUCCCGUCGUCGCCACGAAGCUCCUCGCGGCGUACGCUAGCCUCCGCGCCCCUCCCUCGCUAUCCUACGCCGACCACCUCUUCUCCCGCGUGCCCCCGCGCUCCCGCGACCCCAUCCUCCUCACUGCGCUCCUCUUCUCCGCCGCCGCCGCCGCCGCCGCCUCCUCCGGCGACCUCGCCGCCGCCCCCUCCAUCCACGCCCAGGCCCUCCGCCGCGGCCUCCUCACCAACGUCGUCGUCGCCACCUCCCUCCUCCACAUGUACUCCAAAUGUGGCGCCCUCGUCCCCUCCCGCAAGGUGUUCGACGAAAUGCCCCUCAGAAACACCGUCACUUACAACGCCAUGCUCGCCGCAUACUCGAACGCGGGGUCGUUCGCCCCCGCGCUCGAUCUCUUCUACCGUAUGAGGUGUCACCUUGUUGUCGGAGUUGACGAGUUCUCGAUCUCGAGCGCUUUGGCAGCAUGCGCCGGGCUCGGCGAUUUGAGAUCGGGCGCGCAAAUUCACGGAUUCUUUGUAGUUGUCGGGUUUGAUUCGGACAACGCAAUUGCGAAUGCCACCGCCAACUUGUAUUUCAGGUGCGGAGGCGUGAGCUCGGCGGAGAGAGCGAUGGAGGGGAAGGCCGAAUGUAGGAGUGUGGGCUCUGCUCUUAUGAUGAUUAAAGGUUACAUCUUUAAUGAGAGGUAUAUUGAUGCCUUAAAUUGUUUACGUCGUCAUGUUUGCAGUCUCGUGGAGCUCGCGUUGAUGGAUACAAGUGUAGUUGUUUUGAUCUUAUCAGCUUGUGCUCGUCUCGGGUCGCUGGGGCUUGGGAAGCGAGUCCACGGUCUCGCUCUCACACUUGGUAUUUAUUGGAAUCGGAAUGGUUCUAAUGGAGAUAGUGCUAUUCUCGGCAGUGCUUUGAUUGACAUGUAUUGCAAGUGCCGGAGCAUAAACAAAGCCUGGUUAAUUUUCAGUAGUUUAGAGCAAAAGCAUGUCUCACAUUGGAACUCGAUGAUCACAGGAUUUAUCUAUAAUGGUUUGGUCGACGAUGCGCGCCGUAUGUUUGACGAGAUGCCCGAGAAAAACGUUAUCUCAUGGACGUCGAUGAUUUCGGGUUAUAUUCAGCAUGGAUUGCCGCAUGAGGGGUUGACAUUAUUAAGAAGAUUGUAUAGUGAAGAUGGGUCGGUUCAAGCUAACAGUGUCACUUUUGCUACUGCUCUCGAUGCCUGUAGUUGUAUGGCCGCGUUAGAUUUUGGUAAACAAAUUCAUACUCAGGCGCUUAGAACGCUACUUGGCGGCCAAUCCAAUGAGUUGGUUGUGGAAACUGCUCUUGUUGAUAUGUAUUCAAAGUCAGGAAAUUUGAACUACGCAAGGAGAGUAUUUGAUCAGAUGAGAGAUAAGAAUGUGGUUUCUUGGACUUCGAUGAUUACCGGCUAUUCAUCUCAUGGAUUAGGGCUAGAAGCAAUUGAUUUGUUAGAGAAAAUGAUAAAUGCAGGCUACGAACCAAAUGAGGUUACUUUUAUUGCUGUUCUUAGUGCUUGUAGCCAUUGUGGGUUUGUUGAGCAAGGAAUGCAGUAUUUUGACUUGAUGAGGGAGAGAUAUGGUAUUAAUCCAACUAUUGAUCACUACACUUGCAUGGUUGAUAUGUUAGGGCGAGCAGGGAGGCUCGAAGAGGGUUGGAAGUUUGUGGAGAACUAUAACAAAGAGAAAAACUCUCAAGAGGGUGAUUCUAUUUUUGGUGCGUUGCUCGGGGGUUGUAAAUUACAUGAGAAUGUGGAAAUUGGAAGAAAGGUAGCUGUAAAGAUGAUAGAGAAAAAGCAGCAGACUUCUGAUACGUAUGUCGCGGUAUCGAAUCUCUAUGCGGCCGCCGAAAUGUGGGACGAGGUCUAUAAAGUUAGGGAGGAGUGGAGGAAGCAUAGUGGAGUCCAAGGGCCUGGCCAAAGCCAAGUUCAAACUAGUUGAUGUAAUUAGGAAAGAUAUUUUGUGCUAGGAGGACUGGGCUUUACGAACAACUUCUCUUCUUUCAGCUGUAGCUGCUGGAAGAAGGAGGUAUCUUCAGUUUUGGACAAGCCAAUGAGAAAUGUUCUUUAAAUCUGUUUUGAGAAUACACGAUCCCUUGUUCUA